This is a messenger RNA of Aspergillus calidoustus, 1575 nucleotides long. NCBI's taxonomy places the organism in Eukaryota, Fungi, Ascomycota, Eurotiomycetes, Eurotiales, Aspergillaceae. The record is from the annotation of a GenBank genome assembly.
AUGAUCUGUAUAGAUGAGACUACAAUUGAAUUUCCUCGGGGGAGCUUCACCGCUUACGUCACGUCACGUCACGUUCUCGGCGAGUCGGCGAGUCGGCGACAGUUGGCCGCGGGAAAAAAGGUCGUAUUCGAUUGCUUCACUUCCACCUCACAAACAUCUUACCUUUCCUAUUCCCUUCUCCCCCUUGACCAUCAGCGCCAAUUCCUCAUCAUGGCGUCUCCACGGCUUCCCUUCCUCUACCCCAAUCUGAUGCGCGCAGUCAAAUCAUGCGAACCCUCCACGUAUCGCUCGAUGCGGGUUGCGUCACCGAAUGCCCGCCCGCCGCCUCGGAGUCAUGCUUCUCAGGCUCGGUUUCACACCAGCCAUCGGCACAAUCAAGGGACAAUCCAGAGGCGAUAUGGUCCGGCCGUAGAUCCAAAUAUGCCUCCGCCAAAUCGGCCAAAAGAUGAGGCUGCAUCGGAACAAGGGCAGGCCCAAGCUCAACUUCAGAUGAAUGCGCCAUCAGAAAAAAAGGUUGAGGGCGACACAACACCGGAGCAGUCGCAGACCAUUUCACAAACUCAGCCGCAGCCGCAGCCGCAACCCCGCGAACAGAAUGAUUCCUCCGCACCUCAGUCCGAACCACAACCCGAUACCGAAAAGCCGGCGCAAUCCACUGAGCGCCGGGGUGUGAAUGAAGAUGACGAACUAGACCCUGACGAGGAGGAACCUGUGCAGGAAAUCGUCCACCAGACCAAACAAGCUUCUUCCGCCUCCGAAGAACAUAUUCACGAAGAACAAACUACAGCCCCUAAGUUAGAUGGCAAUCCUCUUGAAGGUGUCCUCCAUAUGCCCUCCCCCUCGUCAUACCUGACGCCAACAACCCCGACCCCGCAUAUGGCCCCGCCGCCCUAUGUUCACCACUUUGAUACAUAUACUCUCGUCCGGGACUUGGCCAACAACGGGUUCUCAGAUAAACAGUCCGAGACGAUCAUGAAGGCCAUUCGCAAGAUUCUGCAGAAUAACCUCGACUUCGCCAACCAGAAUCUCACGUCCAAGUCUGACGUUGAGAACGAGACAUACCUGUUCAAGGCAGCUUGCUCAGAACUCCAGUCCAGUCUGCAAACAGCGAGGAACUCGGAAAUCCAAAGGCAGCGUGCCUCGAGGACGUCAUUAGAGCACGAGGCGGAUAUUCUCUCUCAGCGAACGAACCAAGAACUCUCCGGGUUGAAGGAUGAUAUCAAGGGGAUGUUCAACGACCAUAAGAUGACUGUUCGCGAGCUCCAGCGGAGUAUCGAUACCUCGGUGCAGGAACUCAACUACAAGAUCACCGUGUCCCUAAACAGUGAUAGCAAGAGCGAGAUUGAAGGGUUAAGGUGGAUUCUCACAAGAAGAGCUGCUCUGGCAAUCGCCAUCAGUGCUUUCAUGAUUCUGCUCUUCCUGCGCUACUCGUCUACCCAGAGAUCCCAGAACGGCGCCGAGAAAAAGAAAGAGGCACCGCCCAAGGAAGCUCCUGAGCCUCGUCCGUCUUCGGAACAUACCCCUACUCCCCAAGAGUCGCUUCCUGUCGCGCAUCUCAGCGAAUCUCUGGGCUGA